GUAAUUAUAGCGAUCAUAAUAAAAACGCUCGCGGGUAGCGUAAGAUGCAUACAUAACUUGUUCAAGACUGAAGAGAGAAAGAGAGACAAGACAAGACAAUAAAGAUCCGGAUCCGGAUCCGGUAACCCGAACAUGCCAAACGGGUGGAUCAAAUCAUUGCAAUGCAAAUCAAAAGCGUUCGAUGAUGUCUACAAUUUCAACAAUAAAUCACUAAUGUCGUCGUCAAGUUACAAUUGUAGUCGAAAGAGCUCACAUUGCGUCAAAUACGUGAUCGAUACCCGAUUCGGUAAGAAAAACCCGAAACCCGACCCGAAUUUAAGGCGUUUGAAGUCUUGUCGAACCGAAACAGAGCUUCUUAACCCGCAAACCCGAACCCGACGAAGCAAAUCUGCUCGAACGUCAGAUGCACUGACCGAGCUGCCCGAUGGUCACCCGUCAAGAAACGUAGUGGAGAUUAUAUUCCAGUCUAGCUGGAGCUCCGACGAGUUUCCGGGUCGGAUCGAGAUGAUUUUCAAAGUUGAAAACGGGUCGAGGACUGUGACCCGGUUCGAGGAGUACAGAGAGAUUGUGAAGUCACGUGCGGGUUUAAACGAGGGCACGUGUGAAGAAGAGGACGCACGGUGUUUGGCUGAUGGUAACGAGAUGAUGAGGUUUUAUCCGGUUCUUGAUGGGUUUAACGGUGGCGCGUGGGUUUUCGCCGGCGGGAAAGGUCAGGCGGUGUGUACGUUUUCGGGUAGUGGUGAAGCGUACGUGAGUGGCGGAAGUGGCGGAGGGAGGAAGGCGAUGAUGAUUUGUCGGGUGAUAGCGGGUCGGGUUGAUGAUAGAAUCGGGUUCGGGUCGGACUCGGUAGCUGGUCGUGACGGCGAGUUGUUUGUCUUUGAUACACGUGCGGUGUUGCCUUGUUUCCUAAUCAUUUUCAGAUUGUGAGAUAAUAAAAUUUAUAUAUAGUUUUUGUUUAUAGACCUUGAAUUUUUGUUG
Messenger RNA from Arabidopsis lyrata subsp. lyrata, 978 nucleotides. RefSeq lists its product as uncharacterized. The record is from RefSeq and is a predicted model, not a curated record. The coding region runs from base 133 to 927 and encodes 264 amino acids. The transcript has a single exon. NCBI's taxonomy places the organism in Eukaryota, Viridiplantae, Streptophyta, Magnoliopsida, Brassicales, Brassicaceae.